UUCAUUAACAAAACUUUCCGAUUGCUAUUACGACGCACAUAAAAAAGGAAUACCUGAGAUAUCAUCGCCAGGAAUAUUGAGUCUUUGAUCAUAGGAAAAAAAGUUAUUUUGACCGUGGGUUAACUUCACACAGAGAUAUUUCACAGUGAUUUAUAGCCUUGUUCUUUUUAUUGCUACGAUGAAGCUUAAGCUGAUUCUAGGAUUACUCCUGGUCUCACUUGUCCAAGUAAAGACAAACGCGAAGCUCUGCGAAGGCGGUUUCAAUAUCCGAACAAUGACCAAGGACCAAUGCAAACAGUGUGAAAAUCGCAGGUGGAUAUCAUCUAAAGGAUCUUGCCAGACAUGCAUCAGCUGCCUUCCUGGGUGGGGGUUAUCACAAGCUUGUGGUAAUGGUAAUGGUAACGACAUACGAAUCGAAUGUAUCCUAUGUAACCAUACCAACCAUCGGUAUAGUGACAAACAUGAUACGAAACAAUGUAAGAGGAGUCCACAGUGCCAUACCUUUAACCGUGUCUAUAAUAAAACUGCAACACCGACAUCACGAGCUGUAUGUGGACCCUGCAAGAAUGGAUACUUCAUUCCAUCGUCUAUGAACUUUUUCCCGGGCACCCUCAGAGCAUGUGAUGACUGUGCCCUCGCAAUGUCGAAAAAAGACAAGGAAGCAUGUGCCUUAGCAACUGAGCAUGCCAAUGAUGAAACAUCAGAGACAAAUGUAUCUGAUAUUAUUGCUGAUUUUGGAGGAGCCAUUAUAGAAAGAAAUAACACAUCAAAAUCAAAUAAUACAGUUCGAGGUCCAUCAAGGAAAUCAUUACUGGGAGAUGUUAGCCUAACUGUUGUUGCCCCCAUCAUAGUUGCUGCUAUUAUCGCCAUUGUAAUCGACCAAGUGUUUUUCCAUCGUUACUGUCGCCGUAGAGUCAAUGAGUGCACAGAGAUACUCAACAAUUCAAAAUCUGAUGCUGAUGUUUCAAAAGAUGCUAAUGUGACGCUACCACUUUCUCCGCCUGAUAAUGAACCUCUAUUUACACAUGAAGACGACAGUCUAGGACAUACUAGGAAAGUGUCAGUUCAGGAACAAAUAAUGAAAGGACAGUACACAAAGAUACCAGACGUUGAUUUCGGGGCUGAUUUCAAAGAUAAGAACAGAGAAAGGAAUAUAGAGCAGCUCCAAACUGCCGGGGGUGAUGAUCAAGUUCAUUUAGAUCAUCGUACUGCUGCUGCGACCUAUAAUAGACUUGAUGCAGGCAAUGAAGGCGGGGAUAUUGGUAAAAAUUGUGACGCAGAUAACAUGAAGUCUCCAACAAAUGGAAGCGGUGACCCCGUUCAUAAUAAUGCUGUCAACUCAGAUGGCAUUAUGGGAAUUCAGACCGGAAAGAUAAUCAAGAAGGAUCGUGUUACACCAAUGGAGACAGCGGGUUUUAAAUACAUAACAGUGAUGAAUGCUGCUGAGGACGCGAGUAAUUAUGACAAGGCAAUAAAGAUGCUCAAUGAUCUACCACCCUCAAGUGUACCUUCCAUCAGCCAUUUGCCCUCUGGUAUACGUUCUACGGUAUGCCAGAUGCUGAAUAAAGACAGUUCAUACAAAGAUCUUGGUUGGUCUUUCUAUCCCAAAGAUGGGCACAACUAUUACAAAUUCGAUGUGGCGAAUAUGCCUAAUAAGUGUGAAGACCUUCUGGACCGACUGAUAACAGAGAAGAAUGUUGAUAUUCUUGAACUUUUAAAACAUAUAAAUGACAUUGAAAGAACAGACGCCAGAGACUGUCUCGCUAAGUUUAUCAUAAACAAUCCACCAAAACUACGUUCAUAAAACCAGACUGGUUAAAUUGGUACUUGCUUUGAUAUUAAAGUGACAUAUUUCGAUAAUUCUAUUUGGUGGAUAUUCAAUUUAGUGGAUAUUAGGAAGUAUAAACUGUCUUAUUCCGACUAUUUAUGCGUCUCAAAGUUAACUUCCCAUGACGUCACGAUCAGAGUAGUGAUAUUUAUUCACUUUUCUUAUUGGCAAGAAAGUGUUUUAAUAUUUGCCUUAAUAUUUGUUGUUUGAUAAGCUACCUAGCCAUGCAAUUUUGAAC
This is a messenger RNA of Owenia fusiformis, 2066 nucleotides long. The record is from the annotation of a GenBank genome assembly. NCBI's taxonomy places the organism in Eukaryota, Metazoa, Annelida, Polychaeta, Sabellida, Oweniidae.